Asterias rubens (European starfish) is the source of this 6788-nucleotide messenger RNA. Its product is annotated as jouberin-like. The coding region runs from base 135 to 4070 and encodes 1311 amino acids. Gene Ontology annotation, biological process: motile cilium assembly. The record is from RefSeq and is a predicted model, not a curated record. Gene Ontology annotation, molecular function: protein binding. Gene Ontology annotation, cellular component: ciliary basal body. The transcript is spliced from 29 exons. NCBI's taxonomy places the organism in Eukaryota, Metazoa, Echinodermata, Asteroidea, Forcipulatida, Asteriidae.
AAACAAAAGGGAACGGUUGGAAUGUUUGGAAAUUAAUGAUCAGUCAUUUUGAUUCAGUUUUAACUCGCUAGAGACAGAUUUAUUGACUUCAAAGUAAAUAAUGAGAAUUAUGUCAAGCAUCAGAUGAAAUAACGAUGGCUACGAAAGGAAAGGUAAAAAAGAAGAUCCGGAAGUCGACGAAAACCGAAGAAGAAGAUGAUGACAGACCUUUUUCUCCCCAGUCGGGCCACAACUCCACGGAAGAUCCAAGCAAAGCCAGUUUAGACAAACUACUUCUCGCUGCGAUGCAACAAACAACAGAGGAAAAGAACAAAUCUGGGAAGAAAAAGAGCAAGAAAGCCCGAAGCCAAACAGCAGAUGCUGUGCUGGAAUCUUUAAAACAAGGUGCUAAUCUCCGUAAGGACACAGAGGACCAGUCCAUCCUUAACAACACCUAUGACGGCAGCGACAGCCCGAGAUUCGACAAGAAUAUGACCAACGAGCGGCGGAGGAAGCUCCCUCCGAAAAAAGGGGUGGAGAACAGAGGGUUUAUCGACGAUGAGGGAAAAGACGUUGAGAGAGAAACUCCAAAGAGGACGAAGAAGAAGAAGAAAUCUGAGACGACAUCGAUUAUUGACAGCGGUCCGUUAACAAUGCAAGAAUUGGAAGACACCCCCAAGAAAGUCAGGAGGCGCAAGAAGUCGGUACCCAAGCAGGAGGACGACAAAGAGAAUGAAGAAAAUGUACAGAGUAGAACAGAAGAUGAGAUGGAUGGCAGGGAACCAGGGAAGGAGACGGGAGAAGAGGAUGUAGGAGGAGCAGGAAAGACAUUGAAAGGGAAGAAGAAGAAAAAGAAGGCUUCCGAUGACGACAAUCUGGAAGGUGAAGAGGCCAAUGAAGACGCCGAAGGGACCAAAAAGAAGAAAAAGAAGAAACGGAAGAAGCCGAUUCAAGACGACGGUCGGGUGUUCGGAGUGACCGUUCACCGGAGUGACCGGCUCAAGACUGACCUCUACAUCGCCCACCCUCUGGUCAGGGUUCACAUUAUUGACUCGGACACCGGCACUUACGUCAAGAAAUCCAAAUUGGACAGAGCCGUGACGUCUUACUAUGAGAACCAGAAUGCCAAAGUUGAUUAUAUCUUGCCAGUACUAACUCAACCAUUUGACUUCAAGAAAAGAAAAUCCAUGAUACCUUGCUGGAAUGAGCAGGUUAUCUUCAACGAGAGUUAUCUCUACCUCAUUCAGACCGAGGAAACUUAUCCCAAAGUCAUCGUCUUCUUUGAGCUCCUCGAUUUCGUUAGUAUGAAUGUUGCUGCGACCAAAACCAAGGCUCUAAAAGGAGAAGGUGGAUGGCACAGGAUUGCUUGGGGUUUCCUGAAGGUUGUUGGUGCCAAUGGGACUCCGAACACAGACAAGAAAGUCCGCUUACAGUUGUUCCAUCCGCCGUUCAGCUACAAGGCUAAGCCUGGACAGCUAGAUGUCUACCAGUGGUGGAUGAACACAACACGGCACCCUUAUCCGUCCACACUCUACAUAACAGUCAAAGCAGUCAAGACACCAGACCAGGUUCAGCCAGCCGUCCGCUCGCUCUUUGCAACUCAGGAGGAGCAAGGUAAAAUGACGUAUAACGAGCUGAAACAGUCCAUCAACUGGGGAAAUAAACAAGGCAUUGGUAAGAAGAAAGCACCUACAAACUGGUCACGACUUCAGGGUCAGAUGUGUCGCAUUCCAAACAAGCUAAGUCUGACUCUAGCUGGUGAUAAGAAAGGCUGCUUAGUCAUCAAGUUUUCUCCUACUGGAAGAUUUCUAGCAUGUGGAUGCAAGGACAGGGAGGGAUACCCAAUCAUAGUUUAUGAGAUUCCAUCCGGAAGAUUCAAAUGCAAAUUCCCCGGUCACUACAGCCUUAUCUAUGACCUCUGUUGGGGGGCCAACGAUAACGUCGUCCUCUCCGCUUCUUCGGACGGCACCGCCCGAAUCUGGAAUCUUGACACCCCGGACAGUGCCGCGGAGAAGGUGUUCCCUCACCCGGCGUUUGUCUACACGGCUAAGUUCCACCCUCAGGCUGAUCAUCUGGUGGUUAGUGGAGGCUAUGAUCACGUGCUUAGAGUUUGGAACACAAAGAAUGAUGCCCAAACUGGAGAGCUACUCCAAGAACUUGAUGGUCACAAAGGGUUCGUCAACUGUUUGUGCUUCUCCCGGGAUGGCAAAGCUAUGUACUCUGGCGAUAGUACGGGAGUCAUCAUCAAAUGGAAUGCCUUGGUCAUGGCGAAGGCUGCGAACUCAGGUUCUCCAGACCAGUGGUCACUAGAGAAGUUGAUCAAAGAGAAGGAGCUGGAAGGAGUGACCAUCAACAGCCUCGCGGUCCAUCCUAGUGGACGUCGUCUUCUCAUCCACGGACGAGACAACAACCUCAGGAUGAUUGACCUCAGAUUGUACACCAUUAUGCAGCGAUAUCUUGGCGCUUUGAAUUUCCGUGAGCACGUCCGUAGUACGAUGACUGAGUGCGGAUCCUUCGUCAUCUCAGGCAGUGAGGACGGCCAGGCAUACGUCUGGAACACCGACACUGGUGACCAAAUAGCAGUAUACUCCAGUCUUGGUUACAAGUUUCCAGUUACUGAUGUUGACUACCAUCCUUAUGAGCACAUGGUAGCAUUCUGCUCCCGGGGGGAGGGACAUCCCAUACAGGUCUAUGUUUAUGAUGUAAAAGUUGCCCAGUUAGACGUCGGACUUAAGACGACGACAACUGUUGACGCUAAAGACAAACAAGAACUCCUCGCCGGCACUGCUAAAUCGGAAAAGUCACUCUUGGGUCUUCUGGAGGCCAAGAGAGAACUGAAAGAGGAACUGGACACCAGCAAGACCCUAAGGAUGGAGAGGGUCAAGGCGAAGCUAGCAACUGUCAUGGCUCUGAAACAGCUGGCUAAGGACAAACAAGAUAGGCAGGGUACCCCCUAUCAACAACAGCAGGAAACCAUGCUUGGUAGCUCCUUUGCAUUCACACCAGGGGGAACCACUCCUAUGCACCAGCCAACAAUAAGCACCUGGGGAUCGACAUUUGAUACAACCCAGUACAAAAAACAGCCCCAGGGCCCACAGAUGCCCACACCGACCCCUGCCCAACUUGAAUCCCCCGGCGUGAUUUCCUUCUUGGCUAACCGAUCGGCAAAGGGUGUACGAAGCCUCGGUAUGUCCAUGAAUGGGACAGGUUGGACUCCACCUGGGGCUUACUUCCCCAGAGCGUCUACUCCAAGUAUUGCACUGCAAGCAAGUAAGGGUGGCACGGCCAACUUCACGUUCAACCCGCCGGCAUCGCAGAAGAAGUCUACCGACCACCGGCGUGUGGUGGCGCUCUACGAUUACACCUCGCAACGAUCUGACGAGCUGAACCUCUGCCAGGGCGACUGGAUCGUGGUUCUCCACGAAGACAAUGAAAAUUGGUGGAUGGGGCAGCUGGAAAACGGACAGCAGGGUUACUUUCCGGCCAACUACGUCACUGAAGAACAUCUUCAAGAGGACAACCCGGAGGAGAGAGGGAGUUACACUGAGAUGAGGGAGGAGGGAGUGGAUGAGAUGGAUGGUGACACCACACCACGAAGGAAGACCAAGACAAAGAAAGGAAAGAAGAUGACGGCGGUAGUGAGUAGAAGUGGUCAACUGAAGAUCUUGUCGGCGCCGGAGGACAGUGAUUUGGAUCUCACCCCAGCAACAAGCCAAAGAAAAAAGAAGAGAAAACCGUUGGCGCGGGAGCUCGCUCUCGACAUGAGCGAAAACACCGACGAAGCGGACACGCCUCGUCGUCGACGGUCGAGAACACGGUCAAACAGCACGCAACGAAAAUUACCAUCUACUGUUGAUGGGUCGGACGUAGGGAUCCCACCGAAGCCACGGAAGAAACGAUCAAAGAGCGCCGAGGGUUUGCUCUCAAAUGAUGAGACUGUGGUGGGUUCGAGGUCGGCUCCACGCCUUGCCAAGACGUCCUCGAGGGAAAGACUGUUAGACCAAGAGGAGGGGGUAGAAGGAAGAUCACCGAGGGAUAAGAAAGGGGGAAAGAGGAAACAGAAGACAAAUCAUACUGAGAGAACUGUCUAGACUUCUGUCCAAUUAAACGCCUUGAGUUUUGCAAAUUUGUGAUGGAGUUCAACAUCUCGAAAAUCAAUGGAAAGACUCUCAGACCCAAGAGGAGGGGUUGGAGGGGAGAGGUUUCCGAAGGAUAACAACGGGGGAAAGAGGAAUCAUACUGAGAAAAUAGUUUAGACUUCUGUCCAAUUAAACGUCUUCAAGAAAAGAAGUUUUUUUUUAAUUUAUCAAGGGCAGUGGACAAUCUUGGAAGUUGAUGGAAAGACUCCGACCAAGAGGACAGGAGGAUUGAAGGCAGAUCAAUGAAAGAAAGGAAUAAAAGGGGAAAGAGAGAAAAUAUGAAGUCUUAAUUUCUGUUAUAAUAUUUGCUUAGCAGAAAUUUGUUAAGCAGUAUUUUCUGCUUAGCAGCUCUAUGAAUUUUUUUCCCCGUAAAAAUCAUAAGAUUAAAGCGGUUUAAUUAAUAGCUUGCAUGAUGGUAUUCUGCAACAUCAAACAUUUUAUUUAAAAAACAAAAUUCUGAUUUUAUUUUGUAUUUAUUGUGUUAAUUUUGAGUUAAUUGCGAAGUGUAUUCUGGAAAUUUAUUCAUUUUGCUUUUUAGAAUGGACCAUUAUCUGAAAUAAUUUGGUCUGAAAAUUUGGAAGGUCUCAAAAUGGUUUAGGGUUUAGUCGAUUUUUGUAAAGAAUUUUCCCUCAGCCGUCAGAAUACGUUGAACUAUUACCAAGGCCACCACCAAAAGCUUGUGAUUAACGCAGUGUAAAUAUUGUAAAUAUUUGUAAAAGAUCAUGUACUUUUUAUUUAUUGUUUUCAUCAUUUACUAUAUUUUAUUUUAACAAAGUUUGAUUCACCGAAGGGUUACGUAUGUAGAAACGGUGAGAGUGCUCGGUUUGAGGCAUAUCUUUGUUUUUAUACGGACAUUUUGGAUGUCUUGCCUUUUCUUACAUUUGCCCAGCGUUGCAGAAAAAUAGUUUGUGUCUCACUUGUGUAAACGACUGGUUUUGCUUUUCUGGACAAAGUUUAAAUUCUCAGACCGAUUUAUACUCCAUGUAAAUGGAUUAUACAUCCACACAACCAUUCCAUCGAACCCACAUAGAUAAAAAGCCCUACCUCCUGUAAAACUUUAUGGUAAAGUUAUUUGUUAUCAAUGAUAAACUUGCUAAGCAAGAAAUGAGUAGGGUACCAGCCGAUAAUAUGGUAACUAUAUGGUAUUCUGGCUGGUAACCUAUUUUUGCUUAGCAAUUUUUAUUUUUUUAUUUUUUUUUGCCCUGCAAGUGAGGAUAGUUAGCCUUCCAAAUGAUGUCAUAAGGUCAAAGGUAGACCUCUUAUUGGCCGAGUGAUAGCUAUGCGCGGCGCGUACACCGGCACAAUUCCUUUUUUUCUUUGGCAAUAGUUCUGAUUCCAUGGUACAUUCUACUUAGUACUUCGACACAGCAACUAAAUAAACAAACACAAUUUUUCGUGCUAUAUUUUUUGUUAAUUAGAAACGUUUUAUUAUAUACACCAUGAACAAUUUUAUACACAUUUUUUAAAACUUUGUUAAAGGCAUUAAUUAUUGCAGUGUGCUACUAUAUAAAGUCAAAGUUAAGAUGUUGCAAAAGGUUGUUUUUUUUUGUACACAAAUCUGGCCUUAAAUAAAUGCUUAAUAAAUAAAAUAACCAAUUAAAUAUGCCUCUAAAGUAAAAAAUCACUUGAUAAGUUCUGCAUACGAUAAACACAUUGGCAUGUCUGGGGAAAAAUGUUGCUUUUUUAAGAGGAAGUUUUUGAAUUUUAAAAAGUAUCAAUUUAUUAUCAAAGGCACUUAAUUAGCUGCUUUCAAAGCUGAAUUGUCACGGAACUCGAGAAAGUACUGAGUGUAUUUUACAUAUCGGUGCAAGGGUAACAUGGGUAAAAACCAAAUUGUAUAAAGUUAAAUUAUUUACUUUCCUUACGUUUAAAAGUGAUUCUAACAAGGGUUGCUUUAUCAAAGGGAGUAUACCGGAAUGGUAACGAUAAAAAUCAUCAUUGUUUAAUUUGAGUCUGAAGUCUCACUGACUAUGUAAGAAAUGAUAAUCUUUUACUACUGUGCAAUUAGUUGUGUGCUUUUUUGUCUCUCUAGAAAAUUCUACAUUGUACUUUUGCGUAGUCUUGCGAAGUUUGGCUGAACUUCAUGGCUUUGCUUACCAUGAGCAAAUAACUGACGCUUAUAUCAAGCUUAUUUCACAAGUUAACAGGGAACUUUUGCUUGUGUGCGUGCAUACUCCAAGUUACUAGGCAUUCUUUUCUUACACAGUUAGUGUAAAAAUUUGGUGUGGUGAAAGUAAGCGCAGAAUUCAACGGUAAGCAGAGCCACGAAAUUAGGCACUAUACAGAGCCUAAUUCCAUAGCGCUGGCCACAACUGAAAGAUGCACAAAUUUACGGCACAAAGAAUAGACUGUAAAUCUAGCAUGUGUUCCAACAUUGAGUCCCAUUAGAGUUUGUUUCCUUCACACCUCAAAGCAACAAAUGUGGGACCCAAAUGGUCCCAAAAUGUUUGAAUUCCUGGCGAGACAUGAACAGUCUACUUUGACAUUUACAAAGCCAUAAAAAUAAGCUGAGUAAAGACAAGGUACCGAUACACUUCUUUUGUGUGUACGUGUAUUUUAUUCAUCUGUUUUGUAUUAUUACCUACCGUUAAAUGGGACAUUUGUUUCCACUGCCUACAGACUGUUGUCAUGUUUUCAUUUAUCUGUGACUAAUAAACUUUUCUGGUAUUA